AUGGGUCAGGGACCUAGCGGUGGAGCUCCCGGCCGGGGUCCGCCCAAGGACAACAAGAAGGACCAGCAGAAGAAGUGGGAGCCGCCGCUGCCCACGCGCGUAGGCAAGAAGAAGAAGCGCGGCCCUGACUCGGCCGCCAAGCUGCCCGCCGUCUACCCGACCACCCGCUGCCGCCUCAAGCUGCUCAAGCUUGAGCGUAUCAAGGACCACCUCCUUCUCGAGGAGGAGUUUGUCCAGAACCAGGAGCGCCUCCGCCCGCAGGAGGACAAGGAUGCAGAGGAACGCACCCGCGUCGACGACCUGCGCGGCAGCCCCAUGGGCGUCGGAUCCCUCGAGGAAAUCAUCGACGACGAGCACGCCAUCGUCAGCAGCGCCACCGGCCCCGAGUACUACGUCAGCAUCAUGAGCUUCGUCGACAAGGACCUCCUCGAGCCCGGAUGCAGCGUCCUCCUCCACCACAAGACCAUGGCCAUCGUCGGCGUCCUCUCCGACGACGCAGACCCCAUGGUCAGCGUCAUGAAGCUCGACAAGGCGCCCACCGAGAGCUACGCCGACAUCGGCGGUCUCGAGACCCAGAUCCAGGAGAUCAAGGAAUCCGUGGAGCUGCCCCUCACACAUCCCGAGCUCUACGAGGAGAUGGGCAUCAAGCCGCCCAAGGGCGUCAUCCUCUACGGUGUGCCCGGAACGGGCAAGACGCUGCUGGCAAAGGCGGUGGCCAACCAGACAUCGGCCACGUUCCUGCGCGUCGUCGGCUCCGAGCUGAUCCAGAAGUACCUCGGUGACGGCCCCAAGCUGGUGCGCGAGCUCUUCCGCGUGGCCGACGAGCACGCGCCCAGCAUCGUGUUUAUCGACGAGAUUGAUGCCGUCGGAACAAAACGAUACGACUCCAACUCGGGAGGAGAGCGAGAGAUUCAGCGAACGCUCCUCGAGCUCCUCAACCAGCUCGACGGCUUCGACACCCGCCACGACGUCAAGGUCAUAAUGGCCACCAACAAGAUCGAGUCGCUCGACCCGGCCCUGAUUCGACCGGGACGUAUCGACCGCAAGAUCGAGUUCCCGCUGCCUGACCAGAAGACCAAGAUGCACAUUUUCCGCCUGCACACGAGUCGCAUGAACCUCGACAGCGAUGUCAACCUCGAGGAGUUUGUCGCCAUGAAGGACGACCUCAGUGGUGCCGACAUCAAGAGCUUGGUGACCGAGGCGGGACUGCUGGCACUACGGGAGCGGAGGAUGCGCGUGACCAAGAAGGACUUCACCACGGCGCGCGAGCGUGUCAUUGACAGGAAGAACGAGGGCACGCCCGAGGGUCUCUACCUCUGA
This is a messenger RNA of Pseudozyma flocculosa PF-1, 1320 nucleotides long. RefSeq lists its product as uncharacterized. The transcript has 5 exons. Gene Ontology annotation, molecular function: proteasome-activating activity; ATP hydrolysis activity; ATP binding. The record is from RefSeq and is a predicted model, not a curated record. Gene Ontology annotation, biological process: proteasome-mediated ubiquitin-dependent protein catabolic process. The coding region runs from base 1 to 1320 and encodes 439 amino acids. NCBI's taxonomy places the organism in Eukaryota, Fungi, Basidiomycota, Ustilaginomycetes, Ustilaginales, Ustilaginaceae. Gene Ontology annotation, cellular component: proteasome regulatory particle, base subcomplex.